Hypomesus transpacificus is the source of this 1339-nucleotide messenger RNA. RefSeq names its product butyrophilin subfamily 1 member A1-like. The record is from RefSeq and is a predicted model, not a curated record. The transcript has 14 exons. NCBI's taxonomy places the organism in Eukaryota, Metazoa, Chordata, Actinopteri, Osmeriformes, Osmeridae. Bases 336 to 1133 code for a protein of 265 amino acids.
GCAGAGAAACACUGUGAGAGGAGGAAGACAGGGAAGCCGCCAUGUAGACGCUGACCAUGGCUCCGUAACGCCACAGGGGACACUAGAGAGUUCCCAAGCAUGAAUGCACACCCACAAGGCUGCUCAACACACACCUGGAAGCUGUUCCCUGUGUGCGUGUGUACAGACAGGAGGAAGAGAACACAAAAAUACCAGUGAACACAUUUUCCAUAAUCAAAGACAAAUCUAGGGGAUAUUUCUGCUUGGCUCUCAGCAUUCUCCACAGCCAUUGAGAAGUCUGACUGGUCUGGUUAGUCGGUUCUCAGACAUCGUGGAUACAAUUACAUGAAGGACACAUGGCAGAGGCCGGACAACACAAUGAGUUUAAACUCAGGGUACCAGAGAGGUUUGUGGGGGCUGAUGAAGGAAAAGAUGUUACCCUCUCAUGUCACCUCUCUCCUGAGACCAGUGCUGUUGCCAUGACGAUCAGGUGGUUUAAUGAGACAAAAUGUAUUUGCCUGUAUAAGAAUGGCCAGGUGAUAGAGGGGAGGGGCUAUGAGGGCAGAGUGAGUCUGGUCACCCAGGAGCUGAAGAAAGGCAACUUGUCUCUGAGGCUGAGAGACUACAAGCAUGAGUCAGUUAAAGGAGUGUACAUCUGUCAGGUCACCUCUGGAAGACAGAAGGAGGAGGAUACUGUGGGUCUAUGGAACAGGGCGUUAUUUGCUGCUAUUCCAGAACUAGCUGAACAUUAUUUACAAAGAGAGAGCCCAGGGGAGAAGAGGAGUAGAGAGGAAUCCGCUUGGUUACUUGAGAAUCAGAUGGACAGUAAACUAUUAGACCAACUACUAGAAGACAAACAAAAGAAAGAGAAGGAACUAGAGAGAGAGAUCAAUCAAAGGAAAGAGUUAGAGAAACAUCUGGAAUGUUUCAGACAUGAAAAGAGGGUGCCGGAAGAGAAACACAAGGAGAUCAAAACCACUGAGAGAGGAGAGAUCUCAGAAGCAGAACCCAAACUAACAAUCAGGGGGAGAUGCAGCAGGGAUCCACCUCCAAAGAUGGGGGGAGAGAGCAGCAGUCUUGUGUUUCUGGAGUCUCUGGAGCCUCUGGACCAGUGCACCAAUCAAGGCAAACUCGUGUGGAAGAAAAUCAAGUGAAAUGAGUAAUGAGGGGCCCGGCUGGAGGUGCUUGGGGUGUAGGUGUGUUACAGUCAGCCCUGAAACUAUGAUGGGUCGAAGUGAUUCACAGAGGGUUUCACAAUAACACACCAUUAUAAUCAGUUUUAUUUAUGGAGUCAGGUGGCUGAGCGGUAAGGGAAUUGGGAUAAUACUCAGAAAAUGAUGUUGUGUCCUUGGGCAAGGCA